ACUGAAUCCACGACCCGCAGCCCUAGCUACCUACUGUAGCAAUACCCGCAUUUACUAUAUGAUAUUAUGCAUCAUACCUCUAUAUUGCUGUGAAUACAGAACAUUAGCCCCAGUCUCAUCCGGCCUGGACAGGCACUUCUCGACAGCUUCUUCUCCUUCACCGUCCUUCCUUCAUUACCUCCCUCCUUUCUCUCCUUUAUCUCCACAGAACCACUCCUCUAUCCACAGACCAGUCAACAGAGCGACGAACGACCCAAGAUGUCGGCCCGAACACUGGCGUCCCGCCACUUAUUGGCCCCUCUCUCCCGCCUUUCGCGCCCAUACUCCUCCUCUUCCUCUACCAAGAACAGCCUCCCGCCCACCAAGCGCCUCCUCCAAACCGCCACAUCCCCCAACCCCAGCAUCCCCUUCCCGCCCGACCUACCGACCACCACCAUGGCCCCUGCCCCCGCAACUGCGCGCACGAAAAAGCCCCUCCGCCCCCGUAAAUCCGCAAUAACCCUCACCCCCUCCGCCAUCCAGCACCUCCGUGCCCUCCUCGCUCAGCCAUCACCCCAACUAAUCCGCAUUGGGGUCAAGAAUCGCGGCUGCUCGGGCCUCGCCUACCACCUCGAGUAUGUCGACCGGCCCGGCAAGUUUGACGAGGAGGUGGUGCAGGACGGGGUUAAAGUGCUCAUCGAUUCCAAAGCGCUCUUCAGCAUUAUUGGCAGCGAGAUGGAUUGGAUUGAGGAUAGGAUUAGCGCAAAGUUUGUGUUUCGAAAUCCGAAUAUUAGUGAGUUUUUGCCCUUUCCCCCCCCCUUGCUUUUGGAGGGCUGAUGGGUUAUUCUAGAGGAACAGUGUGGCUGUGGGGAGAGCUUUUCGGUUGGUUAGGUCGGAAUAAACGAACAUGUUGGAAGCUGGGUUUCCCGCCCGAUGGAUAG
Molecule: messenger RNA, 920 nt
Organism: Tuber aestivum (summer truffle)
Lineage: Eukaryota; Fungi; Ascomycota; Pezizomycetes; Pezizales; Tuberaceae
Source: the annotation of a GenBank genome assembly